GGGGGGGGGGAGUAGAAGAGAGGGAGGCUGCAGAUAUCGAUGGCUUUAACAAUGGAGCGUUAGGAACCAGUGAGGUGAUAGUCAGCCAUAUAAAGGCUGGGGCAAAGAUAUUUGAGGAAGGGAGCUCCUCCUCGGUGAGCUCUGGGGGCGGAGGAGGAGGAGGAGGCGGGAGGAGGAGGAUGGGCCUCGAACACAGACUUGCAAUGGCACUGCAAAAAUUGGAUUAAAGCAGUAUGCUGGACAAGAGCGAGGUGGCAACUCUAGGCCUCCCCUCCACCACCAGCCAUGGAGGCUCCGACAGUAACAUCAGUGCGGACGCAGCGCCGGCCACGGCAGCAGCAGGAGCAUCAUCAUCAACAUCAGCAUCAGCAGCAGCAGUGUCGGCGUCGUCUGGGGUCAUGGCCUGCGGGGGUGCGGAGGGUUUUGGGGUUGGCGAGCCACAGCGGACGCGUGCUGCCCUGGAGCAUCUGCAGCAGAAGGUCCUAAAGGUCACCGAGCAGAUUCGCGUGGAGCAGGAGGCCCGCGACGACAACGUCGCCGAGUACCUGAAGUUGGCCCACAACGCGGACAAGCAGCAGGCGUCCCGGAUCAAGCAGGUGUUUGAGAAGAAGAACCAGAAGUCUGCGCAGACCAUCGCACACUUGCACAAGAAGCUAGAGCACUACCACAAAAAGCUAAAGGAGAUAGAGCAGUUCUCUCCCUUAACCCAAUCUCUCCGACCUUUGAGAUCCUCUCUGCUUCCUCAUUUCUCUUCCCUCUCUACAGAAUGGACCGGCCCGGCAGCCUAAAGAUGUCCUGCGGGACAUGCAGCAGGGAUUAAAGGACGUCGGCGCCAAUGUUCGUGCUGGCAUAAGUGGUUUCGGAGGUGGAGUGGUCGAAGGGGUCAAAGGUGGAGUAACGGCCCUUACUCACAAAGCCGUGGUCUCCAAGCCGAGGGAGUUUGCCAGUCUCAUCAGGAACAAGUUCGGCAGCGCGGAUAACAUCACUCACCUGAAGGACUCACUCGAGGACGGAGUCAGGGGCCACUCCGAGGACACCCUGACGCCCCGUGCGCUCAGUGGAAGUGCCACCCUGGUCUCCAGCCCAAAGUACGGCAGCGACGACGAGUGCUCCAGCGCCACGUCGGGCUCCGCGGCAGGCAGUAAUUCAGGUGGUGCAGGGGGGGGAGGAGGAGGAGGACUCUUAGGACCAAACAUGGGGAGCCCCAGGCUGGACGGACACCACCACCACCACCAUCACAUGCACAGCUCCUGGGACUCUCUCCUGGAGGGGCUGCAGGAGAUCAAAGCCAGUCAGGCGCACAUGGAGGACGCCAUGGAGGACAUGAAGGGUCAGCUGCAGAGCGACUACUCCUACAUGACACAGUGCCUGCAAGAAGAAAGAUACAGGUACGAGCGGCUUGAAGAACAGCUGAACGACUUGACGGAGCUCCACCAGAAUGAGAUGACCAACCUUAAACAGGAGCUCGCCAGCAUGGAGGAAAAAGUUGCCUACCAGUCCUACGAGAGAGCCAGAGACAUUCAGGAGGCCGUGGAGUCGUGCCUGACUCGCAUCACCAAGCUGGAGCUGCAGCAGCAGCAGCAGCAGGUCGUCCAGUUGGAGGGAGUGGAGAACGCCAACGCGCGCGCUCUGCUGGGAAAACUCAUCAACGUCAUCCUGGCGCUGAUGGCCGUGCUGCUGGUGUUCGUCUCCACCUUGGCCAACUUCAUCACGCCGCUGAUGAAGACGCGGGGCCGGGUGGCCUCCACCGUCCUGCUGACCUUGCUGCUGUUCGUCCUGUGGAAGCAGUGGGACUUUGUGGAGCCGUGGCUGCAGCCCAGCUGAAGUUCCCCAGAGAGACUCCAGUGGCCGAAAUAGAACGAGGGCCCUCUGCACAGAUGAAAAUCGUGGCACUUUUGGACGGAUUUGGACAUGAUUGUGCGUGCAGAGUUUUCUCACAGCUGUUUACAGUGAAAAAGGACAAAAAUAAACCCCUCUGCUUGCCAGUUAAGAGACGGAAGACAUCAUCUCAUCUCGCCCAUAUCUUCUGGUGUUGAUGACCAAUCACCAAUUACAUUGCUGUCACCAAAAACUGAGGAAUCUUUGGAUCGUCUUUUUCUAAAUAUUUAUGAAACAUGAAUUAAAAAGACUAGAGCAACUUAAUAAUUAAAAAUGCUGAUCAUGUUUGCCUUCAUGUUGAAGCUAUAUUAUAUUCGAGAGGAAAUGUUUUUUUCAUGAAUGUUAUUGCUCAUGCAUGUUGUGUGCACUAAGAUGCAUCUAGCCGGCAUGAGUUAACAUUUCCUUAAUGACUAAUAAAUCUUCAUUAACUGCCGUUUCGCUGUCAGGAGUGCAGAAUGUUGUCUUACAUCCUGUGGAAGCAGUGCUUUAAGACGCAUUAUUCUUGUCUUUUUCUCAAAAUCAAGUGAGGUGAAUAAAAUAAGCCGCGACAAAUUCACAGUAAUAAUUCCACCACGUAAAAUCUGCUUUGUGCAUAAACGCGAUUUCCUAAUCACUAUUGUAGAACUGGUACGGACCAGUGUCAAAUGAAAAUAAUGGCAUGUCAAAUUGUAUCAAAGUUUAUAUCCAGUUUGCAAAAAAUAAUGAUUGCUGUUUUAAACAAUGUAAGAAAUAAAUGAUUCCAUGUGUCGA
Messenger RNA from Gasterosteus aculeatus aculeatus (three-spined stickleback), 2628 nucleotides. The record is from RefSeq and is a predicted model, not a curated record. NCBI's taxonomy places the organism in Eukaryota, Metazoa, Chordata, Actinopteri, Perciformes, Gasterosteidae.